AUGCCGUCCGCUGUUCCCGUUAUCCAACGCAUCGAUGCCUCAGAGCCGGAGGCCAUCAUUGAGGCAUUGAAGAAGGAUGGCGGCGUCAUAAUCAAAAACUUCACCACACCAGAGCUUGUUGACCAAGUCAAUGCUGAGACGCAGCCAUAUCUACGCAAGGACAAGCCGUGGAAGGGAGCGCUCUUCCCGCCCGAGACGCGCCGCUGCACGCGCCUAGCUGCGCGGUCCCCGACCUUCCGCAACCACUGGCUGAUGCACCCGCUUGUCGCGCAACUGACGUCGCACUUCCUCUCCAAGACGACGCCUUGUUGGUACAACGACGACCGGCACGAGUACACGCUCUACCCCAUCCUGUCGAACAGCGUGACGAUGGAGUGCAAUCCGGGCGGGGCGGGCCAGAGACUCCACCGCGAUGAGAAGGUGCACCACGCGUGGCGCGACGACCAGACGGAGUCCGGCUACCGUAUGGGCAGCGAUGUGAUGAUGGCGUUCCUGAUUCCUGGAACGCAGACGGUGCCUGAGAACGGGGCGACGGUGGCGAUUCCUGGCUCCCACCUUUGGGGUAUGGAGCGCUAUCCGAAGAUGGAGGAGGCGGUGCCAGCGACAAUGAUGGCGGGCGAUGCGUGGUGCCACCUUGGCGGUCUCUACCACGCAGGCGGGGCAAACACGACGACCGACUGGCGGCGGCCGAUGCACUCGAUGUUCUUCUGCCAAAGUCACCUGCGCACGGAGGAGAACCAAUACCUUAUCCACACCAAGGAGGACGUCGCUUCAUGGCCGCGUGAGAUGCAAAGGUUGAUGGGCUAUGACAUCUCGAGUCCCAACCUUGGAUUCGUCGACUUCGUCACGCCGUGGAAGUGGAUCACGGGUGACUACAACCCGGACGAGAUUGACGACUUGGAUCCAAUUAAGAACUAG
Diplodia corticola is the source of this 918-nucleotide messenger RNA. RefSeq names its product phytanoyl-dioxygenase family protein. Bases 1 to 918 code for a protein of 305 amino acids. The record is from RefSeq and is a predicted model, not a curated record. The transcript has 4 exons. Lineage: Eukaryota; Fungi; Ascomycota; Dothideomycetes; Botryosphaeriales; Botryosphaeriaceae.